This is a messenger RNA of Helicoverpa zea (corn earworm), 1814 nucleotides long. RefSeq lists its product as uncharacterized. Lineage: Eukaryota; Metazoa; Arthropoda; Insecta; Lepidoptera; Noctuidae. The record is from RefSeq and is a predicted model, not a curated record. The coding region runs from base 26 to 1399 and encodes 457 amino acids. The transcript has 2 exons.
GGUAAAUAACUAGUUUUAAUUAGCGAUGGAUCGCAAUAAACCUCCCGAUCCCGAUCCUCCCGACAUCUCUGCAUAUGCUCCUCUUUCCCCUAACUAUCCAUUAUCCCAAUUCGCCGAUGUUGCUUGCAGCAUCGCGGACUCCCAUAACUUAUCUGCCUCGAAUGCCAGGAAACGCUCCGGAGAUGAUGCAAACAUUGUCGUGUCAACCCCACCACCGAAACAACAAAGGAAUUUAGUUGGCCGCAGCAGGUACUCUGCUACAGAUAAGGCACCGUUCAUUGUCCACGUGUCUCGUUUGGAACCCCAGCCUAAUGCCGGUACUUCUCUGCAUCCGGUUACCUUUGGAAUAUUUCUCCAAAAACAGAAUAUAGUUAACAUUGUCCGUGAUGGAGUUAAAAAAGUUGGCAGGAACCGUGUUUCUGUGGAAUUUAAAUCCCCUCAGGAUGCAAAUGCAUUUCUUAUUAAUAACAUUCUUCCCAAGAACAGCUUUGUGGCCUCCAUCCCUACGUUUAAUAUAACCCGCAUGGGUGUUGUUACCGGUGUUCCUACUGAUUUAACUGAAGAGGAAGCCCAAAGAUACCUACAAGUCCCCUCAGGUUGCGGUGAAAUUCUCAAAGUUCGUCGUAUAAAUAGGAAAAUGAUAAUUGAUGGAGUGACCGAAUUUAAAUCCACAGAAACAUGUGUCCUUACCUUUGACGGUCAGGUGUUACCGCCAAGGGUGUUUUGCUGCUACACUUCCCUUCCAGUCCAACAAUAUGUUUAUCCCACCAUCCAGUGCCGUAAGUGCUGCAGGUUUGGUCACGUGGAACUAGUGUGCCGGUCUAAACCCCGCUGCAGUAAGUGCGGCCAUGAUCACCCUGGUGAUGGUUGCAGCAUUUCUGAGGCGGAGGCAUUCUGUGUGCUUUGCUCGGGGAAUCAUUUUGCAAAUAGCAAAUCAUGCCCGGAGCUGGGUAGACAGAAGGCCAUUAAGACUGUUAUGGCUGAGAAGUCCCUCUCUUAUGCUGAGGCCAGCAAAACUGUCCCACUCGCUUCUCGCAACUAUGCGAAUGCUACAAAAGCAGUUCCCACCUCCACUCAGUCAUACCGCAAAACCGUUUUCCUCAAGCCGAAGACCCAUGCCCCUCUAUCUCCCUCUUAUGAUAAAGCUGCUCAUCAGCAAAUUAUUAACUCCCCUGCACCUUCACAGCCUGAUGGCUGCGCUCUAAAUAAUCCAUUCACCGGCAAUAAUGCUUCAUCAAUUAUAGAAAUUCUUAUUAAACUCUUAACUACUAUUGUAUCCACUAAUAAUGCUGAAAUACCGUCCAACGUUGCCUAUCAACUAAUAAAUCUCCUUUCAAAAAUUAAAAAUGGCGUCCCGUCAAAUAUUCCUGCAAUGGAAUGUGAGGAGCGUGUGGCAUAAGAAACAUGACCUCAUAUUCCUUCUUAAUAAAUUCAAGCCUUUGGCUUGCUCAAUUGCUGAGACUUGGCUCACACCGAGUCUCAGUUUUAAUAUACCACAUUUUAAUGUUCUCAGAUGUGACAGAUCUGAUGGCUAUGGAGGGUCGGCUCUCCUCGUUAAUAAUCGUGUUCCACUGUCGACCUUGGCACUUUCUGCUCUGGAUGGUGAUAUGAAUAUAGUCGCAGGUAGAGUAGAAGUGUCGUCCUACUAACAAGUUAAAGUUACACAAGAUCGGCUACAACAGCAUCUUAAAUUUCUUUUGUUUUUUGUUUUUUUAAUCACAAGCACGACUUGCUUCUCAUUUCACUUGUCAUUGGCAGAAUCGUCGACAUUGACAUCGACACGGAUUGCCAUAAAUAAAAAUAGAAUAGAAUAG